ACAUUCAUCCUCUCCCAACUCACCACAUACCACCUUACCCCUCUGCUGGCAAGAGGGGACCUGGUGAACCCCCUCCCUCAACACCUGAGCCACGCAACGGAAUAAGAACCAUCAGAGAAGGAACUGAAACACCUCCGUUUCCGUUUCAGAACUACACCGGUGAAUGAGCCAUCCCUCUCAGCUGACUCAAAAUGUUUGCCUCACCCAGGAGAUCUUCAGACCACAACUGUAGAGAACUCCCCACCUCUCCCAUCAUCCCUUGGGGAAGCAGAUGGAGCUCCAGAAGGGUUCCCCUGUCCAGCGGACCUUCAUUUCUGCCAUCCUCAGCAUGCUAUCACUCAGCCUCUCCGCAGCAUCCCUGCUCAGCAACGAGUGGUUUGUGGGCACACAGAAGGUGCCCAAGCCCCUGUGCGGGCAAGGUCUGGCAGCCAAGUGCUUUGCCAUGCCGGUGUCCUUGGAUGGGGGCCUCACCAACACAUCAGCCCAGGAGGUGGUACAAUACACCUGGGAGACUGGGGAUGACCGGUUCUCCUUCCUUAUCUUCCGCAGUGGCAUGUGGCUAUCCUGUGAGGAAAUCGUGGAAGAGCCAGGGGAGAAAUGCCGAUCUUUCAUUGAACUCACACCACCAGCCCAGAGAGGUGAGAAAGGACUACUGGAAUUUGCCACGUUGCAAGGCUCAUAUCACCCCGCUCUCCGAUCUGGAGGGGAGUGGUUGAUGGAGAAGGCUCCCCUCCCCCACCUCCCCUUGAGGCCCGUGGCAAAGGUCCUCUGGUUAUCGCUGGGUGCCCAAAUUGCCUACAUCGGACUUCAAUUCAUCAGCUUCCUCCUGCUACUGACAGAUCUGCUGCUCACCAGUAACCCUGGCUGCGGGCUCAAGCUGAGCGCCUUUGCAGCCAUCUCCUUGGUCCUGUCUGGCCUUCUGGGGAUGGUGGCCCACAUGAUGUAUUCACAAGUCUUCCAGGCCACGGCCAACCUAGGUCCAGAGGACUGGAGACCACAUUCUUGGAAUUAUGGCUGGGCUUUCUACACGGCCUGGGUUUCCUUCACCUGCUGCAUGGCUUCGGCUGUCACCACCUUCAACACAUACACGAGAAUGGUGCUGGAGUUCCAGUGUAGGCACAGGAAGAACUUCGACCCCAACCCCAGCUGCCUCGCCCAGCACCACCGCUGUUUCCUCCCCCAGAUACCAUGCGCAGCCCACUCAGGGGACCCUUUGACCAGCUGCCAACAGUACCCCAGCCAUCCCAUCCGCUCCGUCUCCGAAGGUAUCGACCUCUACUCAGCGCUACAAGACAAGGGAUUUCAACAAGGGACCAGCCAGGAGCUGAAAGAAGUGGCUGGGCCAUCCAUAGAAGAGCAGUGUUAGAAGUUAAGUGGGUUUGGGGAGCAGGCUAAACCCUACCAUCUGUGUUUGCUUAUUAACAUCCGCUUAAGCAAAA
This is a messenger RNA of Peromyscus maniculatus bairdii (prairie deer mouse), 1439 nucleotides long. RefSeq names its product germ cell associated 1 (gene Gsg1). Gene Ontology annotation, cellular component: plasma membrane. The record is from RefSeq and is a predicted model, not a curated record. Lineage: Eukaryota; Metazoa; Chordata; Mammalia; Rodentia; Cricetidae.